AUGGACGAGACAACUACCAUCAAGGCUCUUGGCGAAGGAAAACACUACAAAUUCCUGGGGGUGCUAGAGAACGUUCGACAGGAUGAACGGCUGGCCCUAGCUUGCGCGGCUAAAGAGUAUCUACGCAGGAUAUCUAUUAUAUGGUCCAGCCCCGUGUCUGAUUGUAACCGUGUGCAGGCAACUAAUCAGUAUGCACUCCCGGUCCUGCGGUACCUAAUGUGGACACAGCAUUGGCCUCUAUCAGAGUUAAGAGAUGUGGACAGAGCAGCUCGGAAGAUCAUAGUUGAGAACGGUGGCAAGCACCCAGCUAGCCUGACUUCUUUGUUAUAUCGACCGAGGGAGAAAGGAGGUAGAGGCCUGCGAUCAGUCGAACACGAGUACAAGAUCACUAAAAUCAAAUCGCUACUGAAAUUGUAUCAGAACCCGGACAAGACUGUGGAAGCAGUUAGAGAAUUUGAAGAACACGCCAGUCGCUCGUAAAGGAAGCAGCUAAGUACGCUGAAGAACUCAACAUCACACUUCAGCUUGAUACCCUAAACCCCGUAUGUGUUACAACAGAAGGAAAGGUGGUAACUGCAGCAAGAGCUGGAAAUCUGUUGAAGCAAUCUCAAGAGAAGCAGUUCUUGGAGAUCGCUAAAGACAAAAAGUGGCAAGGAAAGUUAUUCCGUAUCAGAUGGGAAGAUGAGAGACUAAGCAUAACCAGCUGCUUUGCAUGGUUAAAAGGUUGGGCUACAUGCCCUACACAUACCAUCGCGGGCAUGUAUGAAUUGUAUGAGCAGUUGUUACCUACGAAGCUCUACACAAAGGAGGGGGGCGUAAGGGGGGUCCGAAAACCGCAAAACCGCACAGAAAUACGCCAAAAAACCGCAAACCGCAUCGGAUUUUUUCCCGAAUACCGAAACCGCGCGUACAUGUAGGCCACAAUAUAAAAGCUGACGUCAGCAAGACUUGUGAUAUAUUCUGACAUCAUUGUGCGUUAGUAUUAAACAUACCAUCAUAACGCUAACGAUAUAUUGUACUACACUAUUAUACUCUAUUUACUACUAACCAAAUGCCAAGUAUGCUGGUCAUGUACUUGAACGAGUAUUGAUAUCUCCCUUAACUUUGAAAAACUCUGUCACUGAUCCUGUACGUCUUAAAUUGGGUGACUGAUUACUUUGAACGACCCUGUGCUAGUUGUGGAACGCGGAAUAAAUGUUUCUUCUGGAAUUGUGACCUUCUUGUGUCGUAAAGAGUUCACGUUCAGUGAAGAAGACGAUUGUUAAAGCGUACAGCUCUUCUGAAAUUCUCCCCUUCCUUCCCUUCUUCAUAGAAGAGUGCCACGCAAUUAAUUAUUACGUGCUCUUCUCUUUCAGUUGCGACCUCGACGACCUCAGUUGCCAUUGUCGCGCACUGAAUCAAAGCAACGAGAACACGAGGCUGUAGGUACGGCUGUACGAGCUAACCUCCGGCGUGGAAUUUCACGAAGUCGACGCAUCAUAGGCCAAAACGGUUAAUCACAUUAAGUAUUAACUGGAAAAGGCCGUAAUUGCAAACCACAGAGUUAAAUUGUAAGCUGAUAUAAUGAACCCUGGUGGGUUGUAAAGCAAAACUUGGUUCACGCUUGCAAAACAACCGGAUGCCGACCUUUCUAAAGAGUGUUAUCACCGCAGACACUUUUUUUAUCACCGAAAACCGCGACUUAAAGGUUGUAAUAACCGCAAACCGCUUAGUGUUUUGAAACCGCAAUACCGCGAGUUAAAAUAAAAAUUACCGCAAAACCGCACCAAAAAUAACGCAAAACCGCAUCACUGCAAACCCUUACGCCCCCCUCACAAAGGAGAAGACGCAAGCCUCCACCGACGGCGAAGUUCUGUGCAGGUUAUGUGGGAAGGUAGCUGAGAGCGUCGCACAUGUACUGGCUGGAUGUUCCUCCCUGGCACAAACCAAGUACCUAUACAGGCAUAAUGCAGCUUUGAAGAUUCUGUUUUUUGAGCUCCUGCGGGAGCAUGGGUUAACGGAAGAGGUUUCACCAUGGUACUCACCGGUGAUGCCAAAACCAGCCUACCAGAACACCACGAGUGAGGCGUUUUGGGACGUUCCCAUCUAUGCAGAGCACAACGAAGCUAGAGUAAAUCGGAUCGACGCGCGACUUGUCAGCCACGAGAGGAAAGAAGUCUGCACAAUUGAAAUGAGCGGCCCAUGGAUUGAGAGUAGAGCUAAGAAAGAUGAGGAAAAGACACUCAAGUAAGGGCCCAUCAUGUGGGAGCUGAAGCAGAGAUACAAUGGUUACAGGGUUGAACAGUACAACGUAAUAAUUGACGUACUGGGGGGUUACUCUAAACACCUAGAGAAGUCGGUGAGGAAGCUACUUGGAGCGAGAGCACGGAGCGUACUUCAGCGGAUGCAGAAGUCGGUCAUCUCAAACACUUUAAACAUUGCCAGAACAUUUAAGAUAAAUACUUAGUUAGGGCGCUAUAGACUUCAGUUUUUAGGUUUUUUGUUUUUUCUCUAGAAAUCUAGAAACACAAGCUUGCUGACGUUUUUAUUUAGAUUUUUUAGAACAUUAGAGUUUGAUAUUAUUAUAAAUAAGUUUUUAGUAGAGAUAGCGAAGGUUUUAAAGAGUAUCAGAAUUUAAUAAUAUUCUAAAUUGGCUUUUUAAGUAGAGAGAUUUAUAUCAUUACGUAUAAGCUUUUAGUAGAGAUAGCGAAGGUUUUACAGAGUAUCAGAAUUUAAUAAUAUUCUAAAUAGGCUUUUUAAGUAGAGAGAUUCAUAUAACUAUGUAUUUUAGGUUUCGUAUCGACCUUUUUUUACUUCUAAGUAUAGCUUCUCAAGUGGUGUAGGUUACGCUAUGCGCCCUAUACUACUCAUAAUGUGGACAGCAUUCCAAAGUUUCAUACUGCGACACAAUAAUAAUAAUAAUAAUAAUAAUAAUAAUAAUAAUAAUAAUAAUAAACACGAGUACAAGAUCACUAAAAUCAAAUCGCUACUGAAACUGUAUCAGAACCCGGACCCGACUGUGGAAGCAGUUAGAGAAUUUGAAGAACACGCCAUGGCAUCAGGCCACCAGUCGCUCGUAAAGGAAGCAGCUAAGUACGCUGAAGAACUCAACAUCACCCUUCAGCUUGAUACCCUAAAUCCCGUGUGUGUUACAACAGAUGGAAAGGUGGUAACUGCAGCAAGAGCUGGGAAUCUGUUGAAGCAAUCUCAAGAGAAGCAGUUCUUGGAGAGCGCUAAAGACAAAAAGUGGCAAGGAAAGUUAUUCCGUAUCAGAUGGGAAGAUGAGAGCCCAAGCACAGCCAGCUGCUUUGCAUGGUUAAAAGGUUGGGCUACAUGCCCUACACAUACCAUCGCGGGCAUGUAUGAACUGUAUGAGCAGUUGUUACCUACGAAGCUCUACACAAAGGAGAAGACGCAAACCUCCACCGACGGCGAAGUUCUGUGCAGGUUAUGUGGGAAGGUAGCUGAGAGCGUUGCACAUGUACUGGCUGGAUGUUCCUCCCUGGCACAAACCAAGUACCUAUACAGGCAUAAUGCAGCUUUGAAGAUUCUGUUUUUUGAGCUCCUGCGAGAGCAUGGGUUAAUGGAAGAGGUUCCACCAUGGUACUCACCGGUGAUGCCAAAACCAGCCUACCAGAACACCACGAGUGAGGCGUUUUGGGAUAUUCCCAUCUAUGCAGAGCACAACGAAGUUAGAGCAAAUCGGAUCGACGCGCGACUUGUCAACCACGAGAGGAAAGAAGUCUGUACAAUUGAAAUGAGCUGCCCAUGGAUUGAGAGUAGAGCUAAGAAAUAUGAGGAAAAGACACUCAAGUAUGGGCCCAUGAUGUGGGAGCUGAAGCAGAGAUACAAUGGUUACAGGGUUGAACAGUACAACGUAAUAAUUGACGUACUGGGGGGUUACUCUAAACACCUAGAGAAGUCGGUGAGGAAGCUACUUGGAGCGAGAGCACGAAGCGUACUUCAGCGAAUGCAGAAGUCGGUCAUCUCAAACACUUUAAACAUUGCCAGAACAUUUAAGAUAAAUACUUAG
Porites lobata is the source of this 4012-nucleotide messenger RNA. The record is from the annotation of a GenBank genome assembly. NCBI's taxonomy places the organism in Eukaryota, Metazoa, Cnidaria, Anthozoa, Scleractinia, Poritidae.